Messenger RNA from Pezoporus occidentalis (night parrot), 3074 nucleotides. RefSeq names its product tripartite motif containing 37 (gene TRIM37). Gene Ontology annotation, molecular function: ubiquitin protein ligase binding; ubiquitin protein ligase activity; tumor necrosis factor receptor binding. The coding region runs from base 114 to 3074 and encodes 986 amino acids. The transcript has 24 exons. The record is from RefSeq and is a predicted model, not a curated record. Gene Ontology annotation, cellular component: peroxisome; aggresome. Gene Ontology annotation, biological process: negative regulation of centriole replication; protein autoubiquitination. Lineage: Eukaryota; Metazoa; Chordata; Aves; Psittaciformes; Psittacidae.
ACGGGGCGCAGCCGAUCCCCGGCGGCUCUCGAGCAGCCGUUGCUGUUCAGGUCCGGGCAGUGUGGUGAGGAGCGUGGUCGGCGAGGAUCUUCUUCCCCGGCGGGGCCGCGGCCAUGGACGAGCAGAGCGUAGAGAGCAUUGCUGAAGUGUUCCGAUGUUUUAUUUGUAUGGAGAAAUUGCGUGAUGCACGCCUCUGUCCUCAUUGCUCCAAGUUGUGCUGUUUCAGUUGCAUUCGGCGUUGGCUGACGGAACAAAGAGCUCAGUGCCCUCAUUGUAGAGCCCCGCUGCAGCUGCGAGAGCUUGUAAACUGUCGUUGGGCAGAAGAGGUCACACAGCAGCUUGAUACACUUCAACUCUGCAAUCUCACAAAGCAUGAAGAAAAUGAGAAAGACAAGUGUGAAAGUCAUCAUGAAAAACUUAGUGUUUUCUGCUGGACCUGUAAGAAGUGUAUCUGUCACCAGUGUGCACUUUGGGGAGGAAUGCAUGGAGGACAUACUUUUAAGCCACUGGCAGAAAUCUACGAGCAGCAUGUCACAAAAGUCAAUGAAGAAGUAGUAAAGCUUAGGAGAAGACUCAUGGAAUUGAUCAGUUUGGUUCAAGAAGUGGAGAGGAAUGUAGAUGCAGUGCGUAGUGCGAAGGAUGAACGAGUUCGGGAAAUCAGGAAUGCAGUGGAGAUGAUGAUUGCCCGAUUAGACACUCAGCUGAAGAAUAAGCUUAUAACAUUGAUGGGUCAAAAGACAUCACUUACUCAAGAAACUGAACUUCUGGAAUCCCUGCUUCAAGAAGUAGAACAUCAGUUACGAUCGUGCAGUAAGAGCGAGUUGAUCUCCAAAAGUUCGGAGAUCCUGAUGAUGUUCCAGCAGGUUCAUCGGAAGCCUAUGGCCUCAUUUGUCACCACUCCUGUCCCCCCAGACUUCACAAGUGAUUUUGUCCCACAAUUCUUCAUAAAGUGCUGCUGGUGCUGGGUUCUCAGGAAGUGCUUUUCAUUGCGCCAGCGAGCAGAUCCUGUGUACAGUCCACCUCUGCAAGUGUCAGGACUUUGCUGGAGAUUAAAAGUUUAUCCAGAUGGAAAUGGUGUGGUAAGGGGCUACUACCUGUCUGUGUUCUUGGAGCUGUCUGCUGGAUUGCCAGAGACAUCCAAGUAUGAGUACCGUGUAGAAAUGGUUCACCAGUCCACCAACGAUCCCACCAAAAACAUAAUUCGAGAGUUUGCCUCUGAUUUUGAAGUUGGAGAAUGCUGGGGUUACAACAGAUUCUUUCGUUUGGACUUGCUAGCCAAUGAAGGCUAUUUAAACAGGCAAAAUGACACUGUGAUCCUAAGGUUUCAGGUGCGCUCGCCAACCUUCUUCCAAAAGUGCCGAGAUCAACACUGGUACAUUGCUCAGUUAGAAGCUGCUCAGACAAGUUAUAUUCAACAAAUAAAUAACCUUAAAGAAAGGCUUGCAAUUGAACUUUCCCGGACCCAGAAAUCACGAGGCAUUUCACCUCCAGACACUCAUCUGAGUCCCCAGAAUGAUGAUGGUCCAGAAUCGAGAUCAAAGAAAUCUGGGCAAACCACUGAAGCACUGCUUGAGAAUGUUGCUGCUCCAGGAUUAGUGCGCGAUAGCAAGGAAGAGGAAGAAGAGAAGAUCCAGCAUGAAGAUUUUAAUCUUGAGCUCUCUGAUGGUGACUUGGAUAUAGAUCUUGCUGGAGAAGAUGAGGUAAACCACCUUGAUGGCAGCAGCUCUUCAGCUAGUUCAACAGCAACUAGUAACACUGAAGAAAAUGAUAUUGAUGAAGAGACUAUGUCUGGAGAAAAUGAUGUGGAAUAUAGCAGUAAUAUGGAGUUGGAAGAAGGUGAUCUCAUGGAGGAUGCAGCAGCUGCUGCUAGUCCUGGAGCAUCAGGUACUAGCCACAGCUACAUCAGUGCAAGUGGAAGACCUUCAAGGCGGGGAGGAAGUGCCCUAGGCUCAGCAGCCAGUAGCAGUUUACUAGAUAUAGAUCCCUUAAUUUUAAUCCACUUGCUGGAUCUGAAAGAUAGAAAUGGAAUGGAAAACCUCUGGGGCCUUCAGCCACGUCCACCUCCCUCUCUUCUGCAGAAUAGAGCAUCAUCCUAUUCUCUAAAAGAUCGAGACCAGCGGAGACACCAGGCGAUGUGGCGCGUGCCCCCUGACUUGAAGAUGCUGAAAAGGCUCAAAACGCAGAUGGCUGAAGUUCGUAGCAAAAUGUCUGAUGUGAAAAACCAGCUGUCAGAAGUGAGAAGCAGCAACCCUGGCUCAUGUGAUGGUCAGCCCACCUUCUUCUCCAUUGAGCAGGGUGCUUUAGCUGCCUGUGGAACAGAAAGCUGCAGCAAGCUGCAAGAAAUAGGAAUGGAGCUACUAACAAAGUCUUCAGUUACCAGUUGUUACAUAAGGAAUUCUGCAAGUAAGAAAAAUAACUCGCCCAAAACUGUUCGCUCUGGAGCAGCAGGCAGCCUGUCUUUACGGAGAGCUAUGGACUGUGUGGACAGCAAUCUUCGCUUAAAGGGGGACACUCAAACUUCUGAAGGUGGCGUAGGGAGCUCCAAGUUGAGUGGUCGGCACCAUUCUGCCAGGGCCCUGGCUAACAGUAGUGUCCCUGAGUCACUGCCAAAGACAGAGGAGAGGCCUUGUGAUGGUUCAGAUUCGGAUAUGGGAGUUUCUGGCUUAAAUGGCUUAGCUGCUGUAGAGAAGACAAGGAAAGUUGGUGCUCUAGGGUCAACUUCUAAAGGGUGUCGUACAGAAGGAGCCCAGUCAGGUGGUCUGGAGAGCGGCUCUGACACAGGUGACCUACAGACUGUCCUUUCUGAGGGGGCUUCUGCAGGGCCAGAAGAAGCUGGGGUAUGUCAGAAGCAUGUCCUUCAUCUCCUACCAGGAAUGAGCAGUGACAGCGACAUUGAAUGUGACACAGAAAAUGAAGAGCAGGAAGAUGGUGCCUCUGCCUCAGUGGGGUUUAACCAGUCCUUCUCAGUCCAGUCCUCCAGUGAAGCCUCGGAGCAGUGUGCAGCAUUCCCAGAGGGUGACCAAGCCGGUCCUGAUGAUCUCAGCUUUGCUACUGGAGAAGACAGCACCAGGUAA